UUUUCUUUCUUCAAUCUUCAAUAAGAGGAGCAGUUAUGGACACUUUGUUUGCUGACAGAGUUUCCAAAGUAACUCUCGACCUGUACAAUAGUCUUCCCAAGAAAGGAAAGCCUGUGGCUGGUAAAGAGUGGACGACAUUAUCUAGUAUCGUAAUGUCUCUGGAUGAACAGUUAACUGUUGUGGCCAUGGCAACAGGGACAAAGUGUUUAGGCCAAAGUCAAAUGUCUCCACGUGGAGAUCUUGUUAACGACAGCCAUGCCGAGGUUCUUUGUAGAAGAUGUUUUCUGAGAUACUUGUAUGAUCAGAUCAAUAAGUUCAAGAAUACAGGUUCCUCUGAAAUAAUAAUUAGCUGCGACAAGAACAGAUACAAAGUUAAUCCUAAUAUUCAAUUCCAUUUUUUUACCAGCCACGUACCUUGUGGAGAUGCGUCGAUCAUAACAAAAACAAUUAGCAAUGUAAAGAGAAAAAGUGAAUUGGAAGAUGAACUGCUUGUAAAGCGGCAAAAAGUUGAUGCACAAGUAAUUGGUGAAGAAAAUGACAGUGAAUUCAGCAUUGAAAAUGGUAUUGGAGAUAGUGACUCUACUAAAGACGUUGACUGGGAGAUGGAGGUGGGGCAAGAUGUCCACAGAACAGGGGCCAAAUGUGUGGCAGGGACAGACCCUAAGUUGGCGGGGAUAGCCUAUCACACUGUUGGGGCAGUUAGGACCAAGCCUGGCCGAGGGGAUCCGACACUCUCCGUGUCCUGCAGUGACAAGAUGGCUCGAUGGAUUGCCUGUGGCUUACAGGGUGCCCUGUUGUCACUACUGCUGUGUCCAGUAGUGCUACACACUGUUGUGGUGGGUGGAGGAGGGCCAUACAGCAGAGAGGUACUAGAGAGAGCUCUGCUGACUCGUACUGGUACUACUCAUCGUCCCACUCUGUUGCGCAGCUCCCUUGUGUUCCCAGAGUCAAGAUAUUGUGUCAGCGACUCUGCCAAACCCUGCCCUUCAGCUAUUUUGUGGGUUAAAGUCAGUCAAAAACCGCUGGAGGUUUGUGUGGAAGGCAGGAGACAAGGUGCUACCAAGAAAUGUAGAGACAACGGUCGACUCAUGGUCUGUAGGCUGGAACUGCUCAGGAACUUUCUGUCAAUCACUUGGGAUAGGUUUUCCAAAAUGACGUACAGUGACAUCAAAGCCACAUCCGAAGAAUACCAAAGCGCAUGGCUUCGAAGUAAAAAAAAUCUUGGAGUUUGGACUACUAAACCUAAACAUCUUCAAGAUUUUGUGCUACACUGACUUUAUAUUGUGUAAAUAAAUACUG
Messenger RNA from Macrosteles quadrilineatus (aster leafhopper), 1299 nucleotides. It is a transcript of the gene Adat1, whose product is annotated as tRNA-specific adenosine deaminase 1. Gene Ontology annotation, molecular function: RNA binding; adenosine deaminase activity. NCBI's taxonomy places the organism in Eukaryota, Metazoa, Arthropoda, Insecta, Hemiptera, Cicadellidae. The transcript has 7 exons. Gene Ontology annotation, biological process: RNA processing. The record is from RefSeq and is a predicted model, not a curated record. The coding region runs from base 36 to 1274 and encodes 412 amino acids.